CCACCUCGUACUCGUACUCGUCCUCCCCUUUCCUCGGCGACGCCGCGUUCUCUGGUCUCUGCCACAGCGCCUCCCCUCCGCCUCCGGUCUCUGGUCCCGCAACCGCGACGAGAUGGCCGAGAUUGAGCUGAAGACCGCACCUGCUGACUUCCGCUUUCCUACAACGAACCAAACCAGACACUGUUUUGCGCGCUAUAUUGAGUACCAUAGAUGUGUCAAUGACAAAGGGGAUGAAACUGCUGAUUGUGAGAAAUUCGCCAAGUACUACCGCUCUCUUUGCCCAGGAGAAUGGGUUGAGAAGUGGAACGAGCAGAGGGAAAACGGGACCUUUGCAGGGCCCCUCUAAAUCUUAUUUGAGAGUCACCGUGGACCUACAGCUUUCAUCACUCCAGAUGUUUUCUUAUUUAAAUUUGUGUUAUUGUCUCGUGUCACCUAAGCACUUACUGUAAAACAGUUUGUGAUGCUGUUUAUUUGGAUUGCACUCAUAAUUUAAUCCGUUUUUGCUACUAA
This is a messenger RNA of Panicum hallii, 510 nucleotides long. Its product is annotated as cytochrome c oxidase subunit 6b-2-like. The record is from RefSeq and is a predicted model, not a curated record. The transcript has 4 exons. Gene Ontology annotation, cellular component: mitochondrion; respiratory chain complex IV. Bases 113 to 346 code for a protein of 77 amino acids. Lineage: Eukaryota; Viridiplantae; Streptophyta; Magnoliopsida; Poales; Poaceae.